Lucilia sericata (common green bottle fly) is the source of this 373-nucleotide messenger RNA. RefSeq names its product kappaPI-actitoxin-Avd3c-like. Gene Ontology annotation, molecular function: serine-type endopeptidase inhibitor activity. The record is from RefSeq and is a predicted model, not a curated record. The coding region runs from base 14 to 283 and encodes 89 amino acids. The transcript has 2 exons. NCBI's taxonomy places the organism in Eukaryota, Metazoa, Arthropoda, Insecta, Diptera, Calliphoridae.
UUUUCUCUACAAAAUGAAAUUGUUAUAUAUUUUGUCUUUUUUACUAGUCGCUUUGGUGACUUGUUGCUCGGCUCAAAAUUGUAGGGGCACUCCUGCUAAUCCUUCAUGUGUUGGAGGUCGAAAUGUAGGUCGUGGCCGUGGUCGCCGCUGUAGACCCCAAAACGUUUGGUAUUACGAUGCUCGCACUAGACGUUGUCAACGCAUGCGCUAUUUGGGCUGUCGUGGUAAUAAUAAUCGUUGGUGCAACCAAGCUAUUUGUGAACAGAGAUGUCGUCGCCCUUAAAUAAUAACUCUGGACUUUCAAAAGUUUCUGUAUAGUUUUCUUGUAAAAUUGUAUUAAGUUUAAUAAAAUCUUGAAGUGACUCAGAAUAGA